Molecule: messenger RNA, 627 nt
Organism: Durusdinium trenchii
Lineage: Eukaryota; Dinophyceae; Suessiales; Symbiodiniaceae
Source: the annotation of a GenBank genome assembly
AUGGCGGCCACUGUGGUGUUGACCUUUGGUGUGUAUGGCACAUUGGAUUCCGUUUGGGGUCCACCCAUGAGCACUUUCAUUCCAUCCUUUGGGCUUUUGCGCAUGGACAUGGACUUCCUCUCCUUCUCGUGUGUGACGGGCCGCAAGUCCUUCAUUGCAGAGUACGUGGUGAAAUUGUUUGCCUUUCCCAUCACUGUUUGCGCCGUGAUCUUUGGGUCGUUCAUCUUGAGUCUCAUUCCGAAGCUGAAGCGCUAUGCCAGCUUUAACGCGUCGGCUGUUGUGAACUCUGCUGGCUUCUUGAUGUCUGCGCUCUUUGUGUCUGUGAGUCUGAUGAGCUUGGAAGGCUUCAGAUGCAAAUCGAAUCCAAAUGGUAAAUCCAUUCUGCAAGCCUUCGGUGCGAUGGUAUGUUGGGAAGGAGGCGAGCACAACACCCUAGUGAUUCUGAGUGUUUUUGCCAUCCUCCUCUUCCCUGUGAUGCAUCUCACUUUGACCGGCACCUUGGACCAAAACAACACGACGGCAUCAUGUUGCCUUUCGUGUGUCGACUACACUCGUGGGUCACGCCUACGCGUUGACCCGAACUGGGCUGAGGAUAUGCGUCCCUUUGCUUCGGUCCUCUCUCUGUGA